UAUUCGCCGUUUUUGUAAUGACUCGGCCUUUAAUUUGGUCCGAUAAUAAUUUAUUUAUUUUAGCAUUUCUUGUUCGUUUAUUUUUUAUUUUAUAUGCUCGAAUCCACGAUUAUUUAUUUAAUUUAAAUUUUACUGAUGUUGAUUAUGAAGUCUUUACAGAAGCUGCACUUUUGGUUUCACAAGGAUCUUCUCCAUAUAAUCUUUCGACUUAUAGAUAUUCGCCAAUUAUUGCUUGGAUUCUUGUUCCAAAUUAUUUAUUUGCAGAUUUUGGUACAAAAAAUUUUUAA
Messenger RNA from Meloidogyne enterolobii, 287 nucleotides. The record is from the annotation of a GenBank genome assembly. NCBI's taxonomy places the organism in Eukaryota, Metazoa, Nematoda, Chromadorea, Rhabditida, Meloidogynidae.